AGCCCAACUCCGUCACGUUCGGUAGUGCUUUAUCGCCAUCUGUAUAUAAACAGACAGUCCGAGCGAUUCUUUCACUGAUAUCACUCUUUCCUACGUUUCAUCCUUCUCUGUCUACAGUUAUCCUUCAAAAUGUCAGGCCGAGGACAUAGCGGAGGCGGCGCUGGGGGCCGAGGGGGCGGCAGAGGCCGAGGCCGAGGCCAAGGACAAGGCCAGCAUCGCGGUGGAGGAAGAAGUGCCGGUGGCAGGGGCGGAUCGGCGCCGUACCAGCCCGGGCCUCCGCCGACGAGGCAGCCUCCUUCGAAUGUGGCUCCCCAUCCUGGAUUUCCAUCGUCGUCAUCGAUAGCUGGCCCUUCCACCGGUCCUACUGCCGCGUCCCUCGCUGGGGAGAUGGAGCGAAAGAUGACGAUUCAAACUGGGCCCUCCCAGCCGCCGGCUUCUCAGCCGGGGACACCUGCUCAACAACCGGCUCCACCGUCACAAGAGAUUCAAGCACCGUCUCAGCUGCCUCCGUCGUCUUCCAAAUCUGUUCGCCCACCGGCUAGGCCUGGUUUCGGUACCGUGGGCACCAAAUGUGUUGUCCGCGCCAAUCACUUUCUGGUUAAUGUCGUCGACAAGGAUCUACAUCAUUACGAUGUAACAAUCAGUCCAGAAGUGAUAUCGAAGAAAGUUUGCAGGGAUAUUGUCAAUCAGCUGGUUACAAUGUACCGUGCAUCACACUUGGGCAACAGGCAAAUAGCCUAUGAUGGGAGUAAGAGCUUGUAUACUCCAGGUGCUUUGCCUUUCUCCUCAAAAGAAUUUGUUGUGAAGCUAGUUGACAAUGACGUGCCCUCUAGGAGGGAACGUGAGUUCAAGGUGGCAAUAAAAUUUGCUGCAAAAGCUGAAAUUUAUCAAUUACAAGAGUUCAUACGUGGUCGAUGUCUGGAUUCUCCCCAGGACACCAUACAGGUUCUUGAUGUGGCUCUGAGAUCACGGCCUUCCAACAAGUAUUCGGUUGUGGGACGAUCUUUCUUUCACCCCAGUCUAGGUGAGGGUGGCAGUCUUGGUGAUGGCUUAGAGUAUUGGAAAGGUUUCUAUCAAAGCCUUCGACCUACCCAGAUGGGUCUUUCUCUUAAUAUUGAUGUAUCUGCCAGAGCGUUCUAUGAACCAAUUCUGGUUACUGAUUUUGUUGGAAAAUAUUUUAAUAUUAGAGAUAUUACUAGGCCACUGUCCGAUCAAGAUCGUGUUAAGGUCAAGAAAGCAAUGAAAGGUGUUAAGGUAGUAGUUACACACAGACAGGAUGUAAGGAAGUACAAAAUAUCUGGUGUGUCGGGUAUACCAACUAGUCAAUUAACGUUUACCGAUGACACUGGCAAAAAAGUAUCUGUUGUUCAAUACUUCAAAGAAAGAUAUAACACCAACAUUAGGUUUGGGUCUUUGCCUGCUCUUCAAGCUGGAAGUGACUCAAAGCCUGUGUACCUACCCAUGGAGCUAUGUAGAAUUGUUGAUGGCCAGAGAUACUCCAAAAAGUUGAAAGAGAAGCAGGUCACUGCUCUGUUACGGGCAACAUGCCAGCGUCCUCAUGAUAGGGAAGCAAGUAUUUGCAAGAUGGUUAGGCAGAAUGAUUACAAUUCUGAUGAGGUAGCUAGAGGAUUUGGGGUUAAUGUAGGCACUGAACUUACAUCAAUUCAAGCUCGAGUUCUUCCCGCUCCCAUGAUCCAGUAUGAGGGAUCCCAAGAAGCUCCACGGGUUGGCGCUUGGAACAUGAUUGACAAGAGAAUGUUUAAUGGGGCUAGGGUUGAAUUUUGGACGUGUGUGAACUUCUCAAGACUAAGAAAUAACGAGGCUUCUAAUUUCUGUGACCGUUUGCUUGACAUGUGUGUUAGGAAAGGGAUGGAUUUUUCCUCGACGCCAUUAUUACCCUUCUCUUCAGCACAUCCUGGCCAAAUUGAAAAGACUCUUUCGGAUAUUCAUUCCCAGUCUGUUGAACGUCUUAGGAGCCUAGGACAUACUGGGAAACAUCUUCAGUUGUUAAUUAUUAUUUUGCCUGAUGUCACUGGGAAUUAUGGAAAGAUAAAGCGUGUGUGUGAAACUGAGCUGGGAAUUGUCUCCCAGUGUUGUCAGCCCAUGCAAGCUGUGAAAUGCAAAGAACAGUAUCUUGAAAAUGUUGCAUUGAAGAUCAAUGUUAAGGUUGGUGGAAGAAACAGUGUGUUGUUGAAUACCGCAGCUAACUUACCCUUCGUAACUGAUACACCCACCAUAAUAUUUGGUGCUGAUGUGACUCAUCCUCAACCUGGAGAGGAUUCUAGUCCUUCCAUUGCUGCAGUGGUGGCAUCGAUGGACUGGCCACAAGUUACGAAGUACCGAGGAUUGGUUUCUGCACAACCACAUAGGGAAGAAAUUAUUCAGGACCUUUAUAAGACCCAUGAGGAUCCUCGCAGAGGAAAGAUUCACAGUGGCAUGAUUAGGGAACUAUUAAUUGCGCAUUUCCGAUCAACUAAUCGGAAACCUGCGAGAAUCAUAUUCUACAGAGAUGGUGUUAGUGAAGGACAAUUCAACCAAGUUCUGUUACAUGAGAUGGAUGCCAUUAGACAGGCUUGCGUGUCUUUAGAAGAACGAUAUCUGCCACGAGUUACUUUUGUGGUGGUACAAAAGAGACAUCAUACCCGUCUCUUUCCUGCUCAACAUGGGGAUCGCAGAUCCACCGACAGGAGUGGCAAUAUUUUACCAGGAACGGUUGUGGACCGACAAAUUUGUCACCCCAGUCAGUUUGAUUUCUUCUUAUGCAGUCAUGCUGGUAUUAUGGGAACAAGCCGACCUACGCACUACCAUGUGCUUUAUGAUGAGAAUGGAUUCAAUGCUGAUGCUUUACAAAUUCUGACGAACAACUUGUGUUACACGUAUGCAAGGUGCACCCGAUCAGUUUCUAUUGUUCCUCCGGCAUAUUAUGCCCAUCUGGCAGCUUUUCGUGCACGCUACUAUAUUGAAGGUGAUGCAUCUGAUAGUGGAUCAACUGGUGGAGAGACCAGCAGCAGGGAUCGGAACGUGGCGGUACGACAACUUCCUUCAAUCAAGGAAAAUGUGAAAGACGUGAUGUUUUACUGUUGAGUUGGGAUAUAUAUAUAUAUAUAUAUGCUAUGUUGCAUGUUUUGUGGGUUUUAAUUCGGACACAGGCAGCCAGGCCAGGCGGGUUCUUUUGGCUUUUGACAUUGACAUUGGGUUGGAAGUGUCUUGUUUUAGGCGAAUUCUUCCCUGAUGGAGGGAGGGUAUUUUAUAUCUAAGUUCUGAUGGUUUAUAAAUUUCUUCAAUCCAAGGUCCCCUGUCUCCCUUCCAGGGACUCCAAGUCAGUUUUGCUUGGUUGAGCCAUUUGUUAGCAUCCCAAGAAACACUAAAGUUAAUAUACGGCACAUGCUUGUUUGA
This is a messenger RNA of Diospyros lotus (date-plum), 3396 nucleotides long. Its product is annotated as protein argonaute MEL1-like. Gene Ontology annotation, cellular component: cytoplasm. The record is from RefSeq and is a predicted model, not a curated record. The coding region runs from base 130 to 3084 and encodes 984 amino acids. Gene Ontology annotation, molecular function: RNA binding; protein binding. NCBI's taxonomy places the organism in Eukaryota, Viridiplantae, Streptophyta, Magnoliopsida, Ericales, Ebenaceae. Gene Ontology annotation, biological process: regulatory ncRNA-mediated post-transcriptional gene silencing. The transcript is spliced from 22 exons.